AUGCCGCGGCCAGUCCCUGUUGCAUCUCCGCCCAGCACGGAGCGGUCAGAAGCGCCGGGUUCUGCUGAGAACUCCGAGACGUCCUCGGUGGACACAAGCUCCACAUCCUCGGAGGGGUCCGUUCAUUCGGAGAAGAUUCGAGCUGCGAAUGCUGCAGUAUUCGACAAGGACACUGCCGGAGCUGGCGGGGAGAACUUCAGAGCCAUUGCCAGCAGACUCAGGGACCUGGUCAUUCCAGAGCCAGAGCCCUCCGUGUUGCGGGAAGAUAAGUGUCGGUCCCUUGCGAGCAGGUUGCAGAACCUGGCCGUGGAGGAGCCCGAGCCAUCAAUACUGCGGGAGCCGGUGGCGCCCCCAGCGCCGAAGGAUCCGGAUGAUGCAGCAAGUCUACUGCCACCCAAAGCCAAGCAGAGGAGCCCCCUGAUCCAGGCAAGCAAAGACCCUGAGCCUUGCGUCAUUGGCAACAGCAUGGAACUGGAUGAUUCCACUUUUCGGGCCAUGGAAGUGAUCUCGCCCAAGAGCCCGCAACAUGUCAAGGUUGAGAUGAAGCCUGUAUGGUUUUCAGGCGAGACGGACUGUGCAGAGGUGAGUUCACGGAAUAGUCCUCUGUCCAGUGAGCCCACGAGCAGCAAAUCUCCCAUCGUCACCAAUGACCUGCAGUCUCUUCGAAGGCUCUGGUGCGCUCUCGUUCUCUUGAGCCUCUUGGAGCUUUGCUUGAUCUCUGGUGGAGUGAUGGCUGACCAAUGGACCAAUCCCUGCCGAGAGGCAGUGGAUCCAUGCUCUCUCCAUGACACCGACUGUUUGGGCCGGUCUUGCAGAGACUCUGCACCUCUCUGGGCUUCUGCUUGGCCCUUAGCGAGUUUGCUGUUUCUGGCGAUGCCCAUGCGUUGCCUGCUUGGCGGAACGCCUUCGAGCGGUUCAUGCUCAGCAGGAAUGCCUGUCUUUGCGCUGGUGUCGCUCGGUGUCCUGGGAGCUGGCGCCACAGUCUUGGCCGAAUCGGUCACCUCUGGCCUCCACUUCGCUGCGCGUUGCCCCAUGCAGCGAGAGGACAGCCGCUGCACGACGGAGUUGUGUCCCAUGCCGCCGUGCCGUCGUGAGAGUGACUUCUCGCCCUGCGUUUGCGGACUGAUCGGGGAGGCUGAGCUGGCAAGAGCGUUGUUCUUACACAAUGCUCCGGCAUGCCAGCCAUACGAGUGGUACGCUUGGCAGAUGAGCUUACUGGAAGACAUCGUUCUGAGAUACGAGGCUUUUGCCUGCUUGGCCGGGCCGCUCACGUGCGCUGCAGCAGCUGUGGGCGGAGCUCUUCUACUGGUCCAGAUCGUUUGCUGCCCUCUUGUGCUAAUUGGCCAAUGGGGCGGCAGCGAGGCAGUCCUGCUCAUGCUUGGUCGACUGGACGGUCUCCAAGGUGAGCCGCAGUUCACCCGCGUGGCAAACCCGGAACACGAGCACGCCUCUCCGGUACCGGAGUCGCGCUCGGGCUACGUCAAGGCACGCAGUGACGACACGGUCAACAAAGGCAGUGUCAUCUCGCAGCGGCGCACUUGGGAUGGCGAUGUUUCACCCGAUUGCAGCUGCUAG
Molecule: messenger RNA, 1575 nt
Organism: Symbiodinium sp. CCMP2592
Lineage: Eukaryota; Dinophyceae; Suessiales; Symbiodiniaceae
Source: the annotation of a GenBank genome assembly